GGCCGUCAUCUUUCCUCUUGACAACAUGAAGAAAGCUGGGCUUUUCCUCACUCUCAUAUGCUGCAGUAUAUUAAUUGUAUAUGCAGUAGACGCAACAAGUGUUUCCUUCUCUGAAUCAUAUACACAGGGUAACGGUGAAGCGUCCGGUUCCGCUUCAGCUUCAGGUUCUGGUGAAACUACUGCUGCCAAUUCUGAAGCUAUAUCCGUCGGUAAGGGAACAAGCAGCUCCACAGACAUAGCGCAGACAAGCCAAGAUACCUCAAGUAGCUACUCAAGCUCAUUGACAAGUGGAAACGGAGCUUCAUUAGGCUCAGCAGCGGGUGUAAACCCAGAGAACAGCCUUCUCACCGCUUCAUCUUCAGAAGCACUCUCUGCUAACAACGGAAAAGCAUCCUCUCAAGCUAGUUCGAAAAGUGGCAGUCAAAAUAUAUACGGUUCAAAUUAUCAGUCAUCUCAAAUAGACACGAAUAGCCAAAGUACACUGUUUGGUUCGAGCCAGUCCCAAGCUGAGUCACUCACUGCAAAUACAGGAGAGUUUGGUUUGUCAAUUACUGCCGGUAACGCCAAUGCACAACAGUACGUUGCAGGUUAUAACUAUCCAUACUUUGGAACAACUGGAAUCAAUUCGGAGGUUGCCGCAGGAAGUCCAGGGUAUGGCUUCAUAGUGGGCUACGGUUAUUCGGACAGCAACGCAAACUGUCCUGAAGACUACAACGGAAAUAUCUGCUCUAAUUCUGAAGUUGAGUCUAUAAGCUCCGCAUAUAAUGGUGGGAUAUCCAACUCCCAAGCACAAUCAUACUAUUUCCAAUAGAACAAAAAUAAACAUUGUACAUGUGCC
This is a messenger RNA of Galdieria sulphuraria, 838 nucleotides long. RefSeq lists its product as uncharacterized. The record is from RefSeq and is a predicted model, not a curated record. Lineage: Eukaryota; Rhodophyta; Bangiophyceae; Galdieriales; Galdieriaceae. The transcript is spliced from 2 exons. The coding region runs from base 26 to 811 and encodes 261 amino acids.